This is a messenger RNA of Entelurus aequoreus (snake pipefish), 1067 nucleotides long. It is a transcript of the gene mmab, whose product is annotated as metabolism of cobalamin associated B. The transcript has 9 exons. The record is from RefSeq and is a predicted model, not a curated record. Lineage: Eukaryota; Metazoa; Chordata; Actinopteri; Syngnathiformes; Syngnathidae. Gene Ontology annotation, molecular function: corrinoid adenosyltransferase activity. Bases 63 to 761 code for a protein of 232 amino acids.
AUGAUCUACGGAAAGCUCGAAGGUCCAAAUUACUUAGAGUGGGGCGAUUCUCCAAAAAAAACAUGGCUGCGUUUGUUAUCAAACCUUCUCUCAUUCACUGUGUUUUAAGGGCUGUAAGGCAACUUAGAGUGCGACAGACAAGGGAAACGCCGUUCCUUCGGAGAAGCUACGCGUCUGAUGGAGACAACAGAGUGCCCAAAAUUUAUACCAAAACGGGCGACAAAGGUUUCUCAAGCACAUUCACUGGAGAAAGGAGACCAAAGGAAGAUCACAUUUUUGAAGCUUUGGGAAACACAGAUGAACUGUCAUCAGCUAUAGGCUUGGCCAGGGAAUUCUGCCUUGAAAAAGGUCAUGCAUUCACUCAUCAGUUAGACAAGAUACAAUGUGUUUUGCAAGAUGUUGGCUCCAAUAUUGCCACCCCUCGGUCAUCUGCAAGAGAAAGUCAUAGAACUCGAACCAAUUUCACUGCGACACCAAUAGCAGACCUGGAAGGUUGGAUUGAUGCAUUGACAGAGGAACUACCACCUUUGACCAACUUCAUUUUACCUUCUGGAGGAAAGAGCAGCGCAGCUUUGCAUCUAGCUCGGACAGUCUGUCGUAGAGCCGAGCGCAGUGUUGCUCCAAUUGUGCGCUCAGGGGAGGCAGAUGCAGAUGUUGCCAGGUUUUUAAACAGAUUAAGCGACUACCUCUUCACUGUGGCCAGAUAUGCAGCCCUGAAGGAAAACAAUAAGGAGAAAAUCUACACGAGACCUGAGAUGUAAGGAUUGUAACGAAACUCAUUCAUCUGUGUAUUUUGCACUUUGAGUAUAUAAAACAGUUAAAAAUCUUGAUUUGGGUGCAUUUUUAUACAAAAUCAUUAAGUUCAGUGAGAACAUACAAUUCAAAAUCUUCUUCCACUUGUCAUUCAAAAACAUUAAUUUCACUUGUGUGUUCUAUAAAUCAACACUGGUACAUUCGAUGGUCAAUAAGAGAAUAGGUGUGUCAUUUUGUAAUAUUAGAAUACAUAAAGAGCUUCUUAAUAUGCAUUUGGUUCCAGCAUAACCCUUCUAAAUACCACACGUCAUAGG